AUGGUGCGAUUGCCGUGGGUGUUUGGAAGCUUGGCGGUAGCGCUGAUGAUGGUGAUGGUGAUGGUUACGAUGGAAGAUGGUUCCACUGUGUUGUCUCAGAAGAAGCAGGAGAAGAACAACAAGUACACUGAGGAGCUUUCAUCCUUAGCUAGAUCGGCUGAGCCUGGAAGGAAACAUGCUCUGGCGCAGCUGGAUCGGCUGCAGAAGCGAAGUGGAUUCGACUCAGUCCGCGAUGCGAGAUCAAAGCACAAGGUUCCUCGUGCACUCCAGGAGAUGGAGUCCCUAGCUAAGCGCAAGUCAGGCUACAGUAGUGACUCGGGGUCAGGGGCUGCGGCCCUUGGCAAGUUGGAGCGAAGCCAUGGCAUCCAAAGCUCCAAGAAGAUGUUGGCAGAGAUCAUGAGCUUUCGCCAUUACAAGCAGAGCAACAAUGAGAUCAACGAGCUAGCCAACGGCUUCGAGUCUCACUCCAGCCUAUCCCACAGGCUGAGGAGCAGCAUCAACAUGCGCAAGGCAAGGAUGGCGAGGGCUCACCUGAGCGAGAAGAAGAGGCAUGAGGCGUCGGCCCUCAGGUUGGAGGCUGGGAGGCUGUCGAGGAGGAGAAUGCUCAGGAGUACAGCCGAAAGAGCCUCCAGGAAGAUUGGAGCAGCCCUGACGCAAACAUUCAAGCCAAUUCAGUCGAUGCUACACAGGGAUGAGAUAACGUUGGACGACAUGCUGUCGAAGAGGAAGUUGAAGCAAGUCCAAGACUCCAUUGUUUCCUCCGCAGCAGAUUCUGUCAACUCAGCUCUGAAGCAGGCGAUGAAGAAGGAGGUCGAGCGCGUGGUGCGGAAGAAGGAGCUAGAGAUGAAGCACAAGAGCAAGGAGUACCUGACUGAAGUGCACAAGAAGGCUAAGGCUGCCUUGAGCUCAGUGACAGACCUGGAUCCGGACAGCAUCUCCACGAAGCUUGAGAAGAAGACGUCUCAGAAGCAGUCGUCCUCUCAACCCUGGAGUGCCAAGGUCGAGAGCUUCUUGCAAAGCACCGACCAGUUCAUCCACAGCAUCGCUGCUGAUGGCGCUUGGGCGCUGGGAACCACGGGCAAUGAGCUCAACAAAGGGAAGGUGCAGAAGGAUGCGGCAGCGGGGAAGAAGAGCAGCAAGAGCGUGUCGGAGGACGACGUGAUCGAGGCCACCAAGUCUCACCUUGAGCAAGAGUUGCGAUCGGCACGAGCCAUUGCGAAUCAUGGAAAACUCCCGGCAAGUUACUACUGGAUCGAGGGGAAGGAAGCAAGAUAG
Molecule: messenger RNA, 1275 nt
Organism: Guillardia theta CCMP2712
Lineage: Eukaryota; Cryptophyceae; Pyrenomonadales; Geminigeraceae
Exons: 2
Coding region: 1-1275 (424 amino acids)
Source: RefSeq, a predicted model, not a curated record